Messenger RNA from Paraglomus brasilianum, 144 nucleotides. The record is from the annotation of a GenBank genome assembly. NCBI's taxonomy places the organism in Eukaryota, Fungi, Glomeromycota, Glomeromycetes, Paraglomerales, Paraglomeraceae.
AUGAAUUCUAGGAGUAUGAUCUAUAAAAGAAAUUGGGAAAACACAACGCCACUUCCAGGUAUCUCUAUCACACAGGAUAUCAACUACACUCAGUGGAAAAAAGUCACCGGACACUUUGUAUAUUUGAAUAUUGCUCGGGAUAAU